This is a messenger RNA of Stegostoma tigrinum, 1861 nucleotides long. It is a transcript of the gene apela, whose product is annotated as apelin receptor early endogenous ligand. NCBI's taxonomy places the organism in Eukaryota, Metazoa, Chordata, Chondrichthyes, Orectolobiformes, Stegostomatidae. The coding region runs from base 210 to 371 and encodes 53 amino acids. Gene Ontology annotation, biological process: apelin receptor signaling pathway; heart development. The transcript has 3 exons. Gene Ontology annotation, molecular function: apelin receptor binding. The record is from RefSeq and is a predicted model, not a curated record.
UGACCACAGCUAAUAACCAAUAACCUUGCCUGAUUCGAUCAUUAACCCUGUUAGUAAAUGCAGCAGCUCAAUUCAGCAAGGGGUUUGCUACUAGAAUGUGAUUUGUGCCAGACACAGUUGGCAAACUUAAGGCUUUUAUUUUAACCAGUGCUGGGGAAAUCUGGUAUUCUGUCUGCUUCAGUUCAAGCUCCACAGAAGGAAAAAUCAAAAUGAGACUUCAGCACCUCAUUCACAUCAUUCUUGUUAUCUGUACAAGUCUUCUGCUGAUCAGUGGACAGAAAGCAGGUAGAAGAUGGAGGAGGAAAAUGCAAAGGCACAAGUGUUUGCAAAGAAGAUGCAUGCCUCUGCAUUCAAGAGUUCCCUUCCCUUAAGAUCUAGCUCUUGUGAAACACAAAAAAAACAGCUGGAGGAACUAGAUGUCUGCGAUAGCAACAUUUUCUCAAAUUUUUGGGUGGAAAAAAGAGCAAAGGACUGUUAUUUCAACGGACUCCGAUUGUAAAGAUCCUGCGUACUGAAUUGGUGAGCAAGUGAUUACUGGAGACUUGGACAUAUUCUACAUUUCUACAUUCUCAGAAUCAUAGAAGGCAACUUCAAGAGACCUUUGGCAGGAGCUGUUAAAAACAAUUCUUUCUGGAUAAACCCUUCUUCUGCUUAGGGCAAAAGAGCAACCAAUAUGGCUAAAGUUCAACUGUCACUAUAAUUUAAAUCAAUCAAGUGCAUAAUUGAGUAUUUUAACCUCAAAAGGGAUAUAGUAUAGCAAUCUGCAUUUCACUUAAAAGGAAACUUCAUCACAGUAAUGUAAAAUAAAACUUAUUUUAUCAACUACAUUUCACACUAGUAUUGAAAGUAUCUGUAUGUUUUAAAACAAUGUCAUGGGAAGAGGGUGAGUUAUCAAGACUAAUAAUUACAGCUUAAUGUUUGUAAAACAAUAAGACCAUCGUCUCUGAAAAUCAUCUAAACUUGCUUAUAAGAAGGAAAUACCCAGACAUACAGUAGCCUGCUACGGGGCAUUGGGUACAUAUGGUAAUUGGAAAGGAUUUGCAUUUUUAUAAAUGUCUUCAACAACGCUAUCAGUUGUAAAAUGCUUGGGCAUCCUGAGGCUGUGAAAGGCAAUACAUCAAUGCAAGACUGUCAGUCUGAAGUUCAGAAUCAUAAAAGAAAGACUCGUGGGACUGUGCCAAUGGAAUAAAGAAAUUUUAAAGAAUUUUUAAAGACAAUGUCUAUGGCUACAAAGAAGUUUAUACUGUUAAAUUGGAGUAGGCUGUAUUAAGACAUAUAUACUGUAACUUGAUAUCUCAGUCCUUUUCUCAUCUACUCAAGAGGUUGAAAUUUUAGCUACAACUUACUUGAUUUUGCCUCCAUCUAACUCCCCUUCAUCACUUACUAUCUAGGUUUCUCAUUCUUUAGCCAACCAUUCAAUGCAACGUUAACUGGCAUUUUUUUUUCAGAUCACACACCCUCUGUCCUCAAAGGUCCACUCCCCAAGCUGUUAAAAGAUUGAACUGCAUGGGCAGAAAUUCAUCAGAUUGAUCGCUACAAAGUCUUUGAAAUGGAAAUGAAAUAUCUUGCUUCAUUCCUUGUUCUAAAGUUUCCUUUUGUUGAAGUGUAUUUUACUACCAACACAUUUCCCAUACAAAUAGUGAAUGCACAUCUUAAACACACAGUCAUUAAUCUGUUGAAAACAGGGCUAAUACCAUCCAUGUAAAGGGGAUACAGUAUAAGAACUAUUUUAAAUGGAAUUCCUUACUGCUUUUGUCUUCCUCUCUUGGGCUUUAGCUACUUCUCUUUUAUUUUAAAAGAAGACAGUCACCUUCUUGAGGGAAAAUCUUUUAUGAAAAUGAGAAAUUUCCAAUGAUGAAAA